AGCCUCCUCACCUUCCUUAAUCCUUCCUUCCUUCCUUCCUGGGUUUUCUUCCUGUCCGCGUCAAGGUCGCCGCCGCUCGCCAUCACCAGCUCCCCUGAUCCCCUCCUUCCCAUCCACCCUUGCGAUCCUGGCCGCUGGUCCUUCCUCCCUUUCUCCCUAUCCCACACGCCGACCGGGGCGCCGCGCCGUCGACUUCUUCCCUCUCGCCCUUUCCUCGCGGCGGCGGCGCCACCACCGAGCCGGCUGCAAUUCGCCGUGGCGCGCCUGACUCGCGGGGACGCAGUCACACGCCUUGCUCGAAGAGGGGAGACCCCCUCUCACUCACGCGAAGGUUCCCGGACAUCCCGGCUAAGAACCUGGUCGGUCAUCGCUGCUGCUGGAGCUGCUCAUGUUGGAUCCGAGAUCCGAAAUCUAUCCCACCAUAGAGUAUCGCCCUAUCCAGCCCUCCGACCUAGAAGCUCUUGAGAAGAUUCAUCUUGCUCUCUUUCCAAUAAGGUACGAGAGAGAGUUCUUCUUGAACGUUGUCAGCGGCAAUGGGAUUGUUUCCUGGGGCGCUGUGGACACCAGCAGAUCAGAUGACCGCAGGGAUGAGAUAAUAGGUUUUGUAACCACGAGGAUGAUUGCGGCAAAAGAUAGCGAGGUAUUACCAAUUACCAUACAAGAGGUCCUGAUUAUGGUAUAUCUAAAUGGUCAGCUUGAUGGAGCUAAUGGUUUCGAUAUGCAGAUUGAGGACCUGUUCAGGUAUAACAGUUCACGCAAAGAUCUAACACUUCUGUAUAUAUUGACGCUGGGUGUGGUGGAUAGGUACAGAAACCUUGGGAUAGCAUCAUCACUGGUCCGAGAAGUGGUUAAAUAUGCAGCAAGCAUAUCAAAUUGCAGAGGUGUUUAUUUACAUGUCAUUUCAUACAACCAGCCUGCUAUCAGCUUCUAUAAGAAGAUGCUAUUUAAGCUAGUCAGAAGGCUUCCAAUGUUUUACUACAUAAGAGGACAACAUUAUGACUCAUACUUGUUUGUGUACUAUGUGAACGGUGGUCGUUCGCCUUGCUCACCUCUGGCUUUCGUGAAGAUGCUGGUUGCCAAGUUCUGGAACAAGGAGGACCAUUGCAAUCCGAGAUGGGCCAGAUGUCAGGAAUCCAACAUCCUCUUGGCAACACAAAGUAAUAAACGGAUGAUCAGCGGUGAUAAUACCAGAUGUCAUGUCUAAUUUUAGUUGUGAUGACAUUUUCUCGUGUUUUUCUUUUCCUCUGGGAGUUUAUUGAAACAAUCGCUGCUGUUGUACACUUCUGGUACGGGUACAUAAGUUCUCAAAUAGUUAGUCACAUUCAUUGUAAAGAAGAGGGGAAAAGGAGAAAUUAAACUGCAACCAGCUUCUGGUAACGUUGGGGGUACUAUUGUUGAAUGAACUGAAGCGAAUUAUUUUGGCUUGUACAAAGGCAGCAGCACGUGUUAUAACUACUAGGGCCUUGUUUAGUUGUGAAAACUUUUUUUGGAUUUCGCUAUUGUAGCACUUUUGUUUGUAUUUGACAAAUAUUGUUCUAUUAUGUAGUAACUAAGUUUUAAAAAA
This is a messenger RNA of Sorghum bicolor (sorghum), 1564 nucleotides long. RefSeq names its product histone acetyltransferase MCC1. The transcript is spliced from 4 exons. Gene Ontology annotation, molecular function: protein-N-terminal amino-acid acetyltransferase activity; histone acetyltransferase activity. Gene Ontology annotation, cellular component: Golgi membrane. Lineage: Eukaryota; Viridiplantae; Streptophyta; Magnoliopsida; Poales; Poaceae. The record is from RefSeq and is a predicted model, not a curated record. Bases 389 to 1204 code for a protein of 271 amino acids. Gene Ontology annotation, biological process: N-terminal peptidyl-methionine acetylation.